Molecule: messenger RNA, 1077 nt
Organism: Capsicum annuum
Lineage: Eukaryota; Viridiplantae; Streptophyta; Magnoliopsida; Solanales; Solanaceae
Exons: 1
Coding region: 1-1077 (358 amino acids)
Molecular function (GO): DNA binding
Source: RefSeq, a predicted model, not a curated record
AUGGCUUGCACAGCAUUGAGUCUAGACGAUUUUUUGGGCUUGGAGUUUACGCCCAAAAUGACUCGAAUGGACUAUUUACUGCUUGUUUCUGAAGUUGCCUGGUUGAAAUCCUUGAUUGGUGAAGAAGACAACUUAAUUGCUGAACGACACGAACAAUUCCGUCUCAAGAAAGAAGAAAGGAUCACUCACAAUAUUAAGUCCAUAUUGUCUUCAUUCCCACAUGUUCUUGACCAUCAAGAAAAUUCAAUUCUUGGUUUUGUCAUCCCCAAGGGGAAACGAUCAAUGCGGAACACUAGGGCAAGAAAAUUUACUGAGCAAUUCUUCUGCAAUGGUGGAAAAUCGAUGAUCAAGAAAGCUGUGGAAAAUAACUCUGACGAAAGGGAAAUCAAUUGGGGUGUUGGUGUCAGCGAUCAAGAAUUCUUUCGUCUCGAAAAGUCGUCACAAAAACGUGUAGUGCAAGAGAACAGAGUGUUCAAAAUCAAUAGGAGGGGCAGUGAUAAUUUUGCAUUAGAAAGACAAUUUCCCAUUAUAAGAAAAAGAUCACGCGAAUUAGCCAAUGAAGAUCAACAACGCUUCAGAAAGAAGGCAAAGAGGAACAUUAUUGUUAGGGUUGAAGUCCCUCCUGUUGCAAUAAUCAACAGAGAAUUGGAUAUUGAUUUCAAGAAAAAGAUUGAUCAAACAGGGGGUUCACUUGAAUCAGUUAAAUUGGUGAUUGAAAAAAGACUAUUCAUGAGUGAUGUUAAACGAGUAGAGGGCAGAUUUUCAAUCCCACAAAAACAGGUGAAUUCUGUGUUUCUUGAACCAGAAGAAGAUGAACGUUUGAACAUGCGCAAUGGGGACAAUAUGUGUGAGAUGAGAGUGAAGUUAAUCGAGCCUUCGGGUGAAAUAGGUGAAAUCAAUCUGAGAAAAUGGUUCAUGAACAAAGAAAAUGGAAACACAAGUUUGAGUUAUGUGUUGGUGACUUACUGGAAUGAAGUUGUGAAAACGAAUGAUCUGAAAAUUGGUACUAAGGUGCAACUGUGGGCAUUCAGAAAGAGUACUGACUUGUGUUUUGCAUUGGUGAAACUUGAAGAUUGA